Messenger RNA from Aspergillus saccharolyticus JOP 1030-1, 2223 nucleotides. RefSeq names its product FAD-binding oxidoreductase. Bases 316 to 2034 code for a protein of 572 amino acids. NCBI's taxonomy places the organism in Eukaryota, Fungi, Ascomycota, Eurotiomycetes, Eurotiales, Aspergillaceae. Gene Ontology annotation, biological process: lactate catabolic process. Gene Ontology annotation, molecular function: D-lactate dehydrogenase (cytochrome) activity; FAD binding; D-lactate dehydrogenase (NAD+) activity. Gene Ontology annotation, cellular component: mitochondrion. The transcript has 4 exons. The record is from RefSeq and is a predicted model, not a curated record.
CAAACGUGGGGGGUAGUUCGCUAUCCAUAUGAUGGGAAAUCUCUUCUCUAUUUCCCACGGUUGGCCAACCAUCCUCGGCUUUCCUUAUCUUGAUUUUGGUAUCAAUCUCGGCCGAUUUCCGACCAUUGGGAAUCCCUCAUCAUUAGCCCCGAUGGCGUUAACCGGGCUUGCUCGCAGAUGCACCAUGCUAGGGCACACCAAGGGGAACUGGUCUCUUUGAGAAGAAGACUAUCCCUUCUCUUAUAAGACUCAUGAUUCCUCUGCUUUCCUUGUUGUGUGUUUGCCAUUACUUGCUGUCAAUCCCCAGUCUACAAAAUGCAGGCGCUCGUUCAAUUGCCUCGGGCCUUCCCCGCAAUUCCCCGCACGGGAGUAGUGACCCAUCGCUGCUUGGGCUCCAGUCUUCUCACACGGUCUAGGACGAUCCGCUGGAGCAGCAACUUGACUUCGAGCCAAGUCGAGAGUCCUUCUAGCAAAUCUGAUGGCUCAGGGUCCUCGAGCAGCCCGAAAUCAUCGGGCUCCGGCUCCCUGAGCAGCACGCUUCUGUUCUCCGCACUAGCUGCUGGGGCCGGCUACGCAUAUGCUGUCGCCUCGAACAAAUCGCAGUCAAAGCAGCCUCAGUACGGUUCGGCAAGAGACUUUGAGAAGGCCAUUGCCGAUUUGCGAGUCGCACUAGGCGAGGAUACCAUCAGCACUGACGAAGACGACCUGCAACGCCAUGGGUUCUCCGAGUGGUCCAGUAUCAAUGCAGACCGUCUGCCUGUCGCGAUUGCCUACCCAAACAAUACUGAGGAUGUCUCCAAGAUCGCCGAGAUCUGCCACAAGUACCGCAUGCCAAUGGUUCCUUAUUCCGGCGGCUCUAGUCUUGAGGCCAAUUUUUCAGCCCCUUACGGAGGAUUGACUAUAGAUUUUGCUUCGAUGAACAACAUUCUCGAGUUGCAUGAAUCCGACAUGGACGUUGUGGUUCAACCCUCCAUUCAGUGGAUGGAUCUCAACGAGAAAAUCAAGGACAGUGGCCUCUUCUUCCCUGUUGACCCCGGCCCGUCUGCAAUGAUCGGUGGCAUGGUUGGCACGAACUGCAGUGGAACAAAUGCCGUGAGAUAUGGAACUAUGAAAGACUGGGUUAUCAACCUCACAGUUGUCCUUGCCGAUGGUCGAAUCAUCAAGACACGUCGCCGUCCGCGCAAGACCUCGGCAGGCUAUAAUUUAACUGGCAUGUUCGUAGGCUCUGAGGGGACCCUUGGUAUUGUGACGGAAGCCACCCUCAAACUAGCUCCCAUUCCAGAGCAGACGAGGGUGGGUGUCGUGACCUUCCCAACAGUGCGCGAUGCUGCGUCGACUGCCAUGCAGCUUAUUCGGCAAGGUAUCCAGGUGCAGUGUGUGGAAAUCUUGGAUGAGGUCCAAAUGGAUGUGAUCAACCGCGCUGGUGGUACUGGGCGGAAAUGGAAAGUCUUGCCCACUCUAUUCUUCAAAUUUUCUGGCACCAAGGCCGGUGUUGCCGACAGCAUCAAUUUGACUACUAAGCUAGCUAAGAGAAACAAUGCCAGCUCCUUCGAAUUUGCACGGGACGAGCGCGAGGCUCACGACCUGUGGUCAGCGCGGAAGCAAUCGCUUUGGAGCAUGCUGUCUUUGCGGGAGAAGGGUUCGGAAGUGUGGUCUACAGACGUUUCGGUGCCGAUCUCAAGACUGCCCGAUAUAAUUGAGAUCUCCAAAAAGGAACUAGACGAUCUUGGAAUGUUUGCUAGCAUUCUCGGACACAUUGGUGAUGGAAACUUCCAUGCAAGUAUUCUGUACGAUCGCAGCGAUCCCAAAGAACUGGAGCGAGUCGAGAAGGUGGUGCACGAUAUGGUCGAUCGGGCCCUGGAGAUGGAGGGUUCAUGCACUGGCGAGCAUGGUGUUGGUCUGGGCAAGAAGAGCUCUCUGAAGAAAGAACUUGGCCCAGACACGAUAGAUGUAAUGCGUUCUAUCAAGCAAUCACUGGAUCCACAUUGGCUGCUCAACCCAGGGAAGAUCUUUGAUUUUGAACGGAAAGCAUAAUAUGCAUUUCGGACCACGGGAGUCUUGAUGCGAGAAGCAAACUGUUGACAAGUUGCCAGUGUACCUGUAUGAAGAAUUCAUCUCUGACAGUUCAAGUGGCUACUCCAGUGUCCAUCAGAUACCUAGACUAAGUGUUAAGUAAAUUAUCGCUGCAUCAUAUUUAUUCGAUGAGCGCGCGAGCUUUUCGUC